GGAGCGCCAACUCCAGCGGGAAGACGGAGACCGCGACGCGCUGGCGAAGCGCGCUGGAGCGAGGAAGAAAGGACACCCCGUCCGCAGCGCCACGGCACGCGCCAGUCGGGGUCCCCCGGGACGGGAGCGAGCGGCCAGGGCAGCUGAGCGCGGGAGGAGGCGGCCCGGCAGAGCCCCAGGAUGGCGUGUUGACUCUCCUCAGGGAUGUGGGCAGGGUGCUAGGCUCAGUGAGUUGUGACCGCAGGAGGUCUGGACCCCCCUGGCUCAGAGUGCUCCGAUCCACACACCUCUCCACCUGCAGUCUUCACCAUGGCAGCCCAGGAUGGAAACACCAGUUUUGCACCCAACGUCAAUCCAGCUCAAGAUCACACCUCCUCCCUCCCCUUCAACUUCAGCUAUGGUGAUUACGACAUCCCUCUGGACGAGGAGGAGGACAUGACCAAGACCCGGACCUUCUUCGCUGCCAAGAUCGUCAUCGGUGUGGCACUGGCAGGCAUCAUGCUGGUCUGCGGCAUUGGCAACUUUGUCUUCAUCGCUGCCCUCGCCCGCUACAAGAAGCUGCGCAACCUCACCAACCUGCUCAUCGCAAACCUGGCCAUCUCUGACUUCCUGGUGGCCAUCAUCUGCUGCCCCUUCGAGAUGGACUACUACGUGGUGCGCCAGCUCUCCUGGGAGCACGGCCAUGUGCUCUGUGCCUCUGUCAACUACCUGCGCACCGUCUCCCUCUACGUCUCCACCAAUGCCCUGCUGGCCAUCGCUAUCGACAGGUAUCUCGCCAUCGUUCACCCCUUGAAGCCACGGAUGAAUUAUCAAACGGCCUCCUUCCUGAUCGCUUUGGUCUGGUUGGUGUCCAUCCUCAUCGCCAUCCCGUCGGCCUACUUCACAACGGAGACGGUCCUGUUUAUCGUCAAGAGCCAGGAGAAGAUCUUCUGCGGCCAGGUCUGGCCGGUGGACCAGCAGCUCUACUACAAGUCCUACUUCCUGUUGAUCUUCGGCGUGGAGUUCGUGGGCCCCGUGGUGACCAUGACCCUGUGCUACGCCAGGGUCUCCCGCGAGCUCUGGUUCAAGGCCGUGCCAGGCUUCCAGACAGAGCAGAUCCGGAAGCGGCUGCGCUGCCGCAGAAAGACGGUGCUGGUGCUCAUGUGCAUCCUCACGGCCUACGUGCUGUGCUGGGCGCCUUUCUACGGCUUCACCAUCGUGCGCGACUUCUUCCCCGCCGUGUUCGUCAAGGAGAAGCACUACCUCACAGCCUUCUACGUGGUCGAGUGCAUCGCCAUGAGCAACAGCAUGAUCAACACCGUGUGCUUUGUAACGGUCAAGAACAACACCAUGAAAUACUUCAAGAGGAUGAUGCUGCUCCACUGGCGUCCCUCCCACCACGGGAGCAAGUCGAGCGCCGACCUGGACCUCAAGACCAGCGGCAUGCCGGCCACGGAAGAGGUGGACUGUAUCAGGCUGAAGUGACCUGCUCGUGUUCCUCAGCCCAAAACCCAAAAGCGACCACUCUGAGCACCAUCCACCCAUAACCAAGUUCACACUUGGCUGCCUAAAGGAAGGACAGCCGUGUUCCCCUCCUCGCUGCCCUCAAGGAACUGGAUGCUUCUCAGUCCCGAAAGAUGGUGGGACUCAAGGCAGGUAACAGAAACUGACUAUGGCCUAGCUUCCUGUGUGCUGGCCACACCAGUGAGAUUGGCUGAGUCAACAGGAGCUGACAUUUACCCAUUUCCUACUGUGGGAGAAAAUUAAAUAACAAGAAAAAUGGCAGUAGCUAUUGGAAUCGCCAAGCGAUGGCCAGUCAAGGGCCUCUGAUGGUUAUCUGCACUCACUCUCCAUCUCCCUGCUCUCACUCUGUAUCUUAUCAAUGCAGGAAGGUCAAGAGGUGAGAGAAUAAGCCAGUUAGGUGUGACAGAAACAUAAGGCGGAAACAUAAACAUCAGAGUGUGGGGUUUACUGCCUCAUGGGAAGAGGACUCAUGCCAUCACAUUGAACUUUCCCACUCGGCUCCCCCCACCUCCGAAGGAUAGUUUCUAGGAUUCUGGUUACGAGAAAAAAUAUUUUCUCAUAACCAGGGCAUUGGUUAUGUACAAUGUUGUAAUUUCAAAGGAAAGGACCAAGAUAUCUCUUUUCCACUGAUGCUUUGAGAACUCAUUUUUUUGGGUGAAGACAUGUGGUCCUGAAAUGAGGAAUACAUCCAGUCCCUGACACCUGAGCGUAAAGGAUUUUGGGGCUGUAAUGUCAGGGAGGCUGGGGACAGAGGAAGGGGUGGAGCUUGCCACUGGUAAUAAACGUAAUCUAUAUGGCUGAGGUCUUUUUUUUUUUUCUUUUUUUUUUUUUUUUUUAUGGCUGAGGUCUAAGUGACUUAGCAAUCUAAGGUCUGGAUCACUUUCUACAACAAAUCCUCUUUUUUGAGAACAAACAAAAUGAGCUCUACUUGGAAAGGAGAGGCCUGGGUUCAAGCCUGAAUUCUAAGAUCCAUGUGACCUGCAUGCUUACUCUGUCUGCUUCAUUGAAAUCAGGGUGAUGAAAACAGCUGUGCUAUCUACCUUCCAGGACUAUUGGAAGAGCCCAUGGAGGCCAUAGUUUGAAAGUGCUUUUUAACUCUACCAGUGGUGAGAAUGUAUACGUGCUAUUGAACAGUUUGGAUAAGAGAAACCCCAUCCACUGUGACUAAAUGUGAAGAAACACUCCCACUUUUUCGUUCCUUGUCUUUGGACCAGAGACCCCUACCUGAAUCCUUCACAGUGCAGCCUGUCCCCUGGGGCAGAAAAAGGAACCCCUGUCCUGGGUUAUAAUGAGGAAGAUUUAACCUCAGAAUUUCAGACCACCCGCCCCUGCUGCCACCAUCGUCUUCAAAAGUUUUGACAAUCUUCCCUGCAUGUCGUGAAGCAGCACAGCCCAGGGCUGCACAGUGUUAGUAUUAUUAUACAUCUGUGGUGAUUAUAUAUCUAUGUUCUUGAUCCUUCCUGGUUCAUUUUAAAGCAGAGACUACAAAUGGUACCUGGUUUGGGAUUGACCCGUCCCCAUUGGGAUAACUCCUACUUUUCUCUAGAGAAAGGGUUAUUGGGUUGUUUGCUUGCGUGUUUUUUUUUUUUUAAUUAAUUGUUGGUUUGUUUACCCAACAGUGAAGCUUCAACCAACAUUUCCUUCCAUCACAACCCAGCACACUCCCCUUCAACCCAAUCAUUUGUACCUCAGGAGAUGCGCACUGACUUUAAUAUUAGCGUAAGCCAAAUGGUUUGCAAGUUCUAAGUUUACAAAAAUUACACAAUGCAUUUUAAAGCCAAGCAACCAAGUAUUUGGGGUUAUCUGCAUUUUUAUACAUACAACUGUGCUUUUAUUUAUUUCCCCCAUCUUGACUCUUCUCCUAAUUAAAAGAUUCUUUAAGAGUAGACUGUGCUACAGUUGUGUCUGACAAAAGAAUUCAGCCCCUUUUUCCUUUUUAUCCUAAAAUGUACCAUCCUCCUUUCAUUUAAAUUUAACUGAAACAGCUUUUGUAAAUAUCAGUGCGUAUUUGUGAUUUUUCCAGUGAAUAAGUGUUAUGUUGUUAUCUAAUUAAAUAAUUAACAUAUGGAAUCUUAACCACAGUGUUCAAGUGUUUUCCCCACUAAUCUUUUAUAUAUGUUAGUAUAUUUAGAUAUAAACAGUAUGUCUAGAUAUAAACCUAAACAGUUCAACCCUGGAACAGAGAAGCAACGUGUUGAAGGCAUAUUUAGAAUAGCUCAUGCCAGCAUCCGGCCUCCCGUUGGUUACAUCCCUCAAGCUUUACAGCCCAGGUGUGGAUUCAUGCAUGCAAAACUACUCAGUGCCUCUAUUACCCUUUGUUUUAAAAUUGUCUUGUUUGUGUAAUGAAUACUACUGUCUGCAUGGAGACUGUCCAUUCACCUAAUUGGUGUUAAAGUAAUAAAUAAUAAAUUAAUUGCA
Canis lupus familiaris (dog) is the source of this 3921-nucleotide messenger RNA. It is a transcript of the gene PROKR2, whose product is annotated as prokineticin receptor 2. Gene Ontology annotation, cellular component: membrane. The transcript has 3 exons. Gene Ontology annotation, biological process: neuropeptide signaling pathway. The record is from RefSeq and is a predicted model, not a curated record. NCBI's taxonomy places the organism in Eukaryota, Metazoa, Chordata, Mammalia, Carnivora, Canidae. Gene Ontology annotation, molecular function: neuropeptide Y receptor activity. The coding region runs from base 310 to 1464 and encodes 384 amino acids.